AUGAAGCUUCAGGAGAUGAUUCACCAGCACAAAAUCUUCCUAGAGUGCCGUGAAGCUCAAGGCAUGAUUGUCGAUGCCCAGCACUCCAUCCGCCGCGCUCCGGGGAUGUGUAGCACACUGGCCGAUGACAUCAACAGCCUCCUCGUCAAGGCAGGCCAAAAGUUUAAUCUGGCCGUCAAGUCCAUCGUCGAGGACUGGUCGGAGCUCGCUCUUGAGAACGAUGAAAUGAAGAAGAGUUUGUCGAACUGGUCCAAGGACAACGAGGCUCGCGAUGAGGAGCUUCGAAUCACUCAUCGGCAAAACUUUGACCUUAAAUGUCGCCUCCACUCGUACAAGGAGCGCUCGGAUGCUCUCAUCCAUGAAGCCCAGAAGCUUGUAUCCAUGUUUGACAAACUUGAUGUUUUUGGGAAGGACGAAGACACCUUUUCUGAGCGAAUGAACAUUGUUCAGACGCUUGUAGAGCAGAUCCGCAAUAAGGAGUCACUGUUCGCUCUUCUCGAUACAGCUGAUGCCGACUCGCUCUGCGACGAGCCCGAGGAAAAAGAAGUCCCCCAGGGCGCCGGCAUUCUGAAGAACGGUAAAGGGUCUGCUUCGAACAAAUACGAGGACGCGGAGCCUGAGGGUCAUCGUCGCCGCGAUGAGCCUUUCCGCGAGUCGUACUCUGCGCCUGAGGGCAUCGCGGGCAGAUACCGUCCUGCCAUGGCGGAUCCGCGCAAGUCGCAGUCUCAAUACGAUCUACGGCAACCCGACCAAAGUCUCUUGCGGGUCCCCGAGAAGAGGACGGUCCGCAUCGAGGACCCCAAGGAUGCCGAAAACGACCCGUCUGCCGGACGGGGCGGCGGCAAUAGCGGAAAGACACCUCCUUGGGCCCCCGCCGAGAAGCAGCGCACCACGAGCGCACCCAAGGUAACCGAGCGGCCUCGCACAAUGCCGCACCGGCCAGCCACCGCUGCAUUUGAGCCGGGCAGGGCGACGCCCGAGAUGAACCAGCAGUGGCAGCAGGGACAGAGCCCUCGAAACUUCUACCAUGGUCCGUACGGUAACCAUCAAUUCACGGGUCCCGCCGUUCGCGAGCCGGGUUUCCACUUCUACCCGGAGCACUUCAGCCCCUAUGCCAACAUGGCAGGUAAUUACGGUUACAACGCACCCCCACCCCGCCGCCCCGGUAAUCCCCAUCAUGGCGGGCCUUACCAUGGCGGGAACCAAAGACACAAUCGCCCCCAGACCCCCGGAGCGAGGCGCCAUAACCAGCACCACAACGCUGGGUACGGCGCCCCGCACAAAGGCUCCCGCCGCAAAAACAACAACAACAAUAAUAACAACAAAAAUGGCAAGACGCCACCUCUGGAUCCUGCUCCGCUUCAGGUGGUCAGGGACCUGUACAAGGGGCUCAUUCAGAUGUGCCGCGGGUGGGUGAACUCGCACGCCGCCAAUCCCGAUACCAACGUAGUCCACAUGCUCAGGGCCACGCCCGUUUGGACGCCGCUCCUCUCGGCGUACCCGGGGCUCAACGACGCGCAGGCGGCAGCGUACGUCGAAGUCCACAUCAAGGACCCAGUGUACCGCCUCUUCUUGAUCACGCGCGUGAUGCUCGAGUAUUUCAUCAAGCGUGCGUGGAAAUGGGAGAGCUGGCGACGCUUCGACGCCGAGACGGACGCGCGGCUCGGCAAGCUCCAGGAGGAGCUGAAUCGCGCGGGGCCCCAGCUGGGGUUCCAGCGCCAGCAGCUGUUCGAGGCGUUUGGCGACCUCGUCGAGGGCGUGGCCGGGCACGAGGGCUACGCCGAGUACCGCGACAGAGGGUGCGACCGGAUCGGGCGGGAGCUCAGCAUCGUGCUGGAGCCGCUGCUCAACGCGGGGACGUUGGUCGGGCGCGCGUUCGAGGAGCUCCGGCUCGUGGCGGAGCGAGGGUGGGAGGUGGGCCGGGAGAUGGCCCUCGCGCGGGCCCAGUUCACCUACCGCUACCCCAACACGGGCGACCGGUUCACGACCAACUCCAUGAGCAACUUGUACCCGAACCGCUACGCCGAGGAGCUGCAGGCGGAGCACUGGCGCGUGGCGCUCGUGGCCUCGCCGGCUAUUACGUGCGUCAAGGAUACGGGUGGUUCGAUUGCCGCCCACGAUCUCUUCCUCGCGGACGUGCUCUGCAUGCAGUGA
Molecule: messenger RNA, 2154 nt
Organism: Parascedosporium putredinis
Lineage: Eukaryota; Fungi; Ascomycota; Sordariomycetes; Microascales; Microascaceae
Source: the annotation of a GenBank genome assembly